Molecule: messenger RNA, 402 nt
Organism: Acyrthosiphon pisum (pea aphid)
Lineage: Eukaryota; Metazoa; Arthropoda; Insecta; Hemiptera; Aphididae
Exons: 1
Coding region: 1-402 (133 amino acids)
Molecular function (GO): nucleic acid binding
Source: RefSeq, a predicted model, not a curated record
AUGUUGCAAACAUGGUUGUUUCCACAGUUACAAGCGGAUAGUGAUGAGUUUGUUUUUCAACAAGAUGGAGCACCGACGCACUGGAAGUUAGAAGUUCGCCUGUAUUUGAACGGUGAACUCCCUCAGCGGUGGAUUGGGCGUAAUGGAAACGACGAUUUGGCGAUUCAUCCCUGGCCACCACGUUCCCCUGACCUCACAGUGUGUGAUUUUUUUUUAUGGGGCUACAUAAAAGAUAAAGUGUAUGUACCACCAUUACCUACAAGCUUGGAAGAGCUUAAAAUCAGAAUCAAAGAUGCUGUUAAUGCCGUUACACCAGAUUUGAUCAGUAACGUUUGGGAAGAAUUUGAUUACCGUAUAGAUGUGUGUCGGGCUGCCGGUGGGGGUCAUAUUGAACAUUUGUAA